GGCCCUUUCCGAUCCACAUACAAAACUUUACAUGUUACACUCGUCUUCUUUAUUUUUCAGGAUAAUUUUGGCUGCGACUUUGUUUUGCCAUCUUGAGCUCUCGAUAGCUGGGAACAACGAGACAGACAAGCUAGCAUUGCUUGAAAUCAAAUCUGAGAUAAGGGAUGACCCUUUUGGGGUGAUGAGCUCAUGGAAUGACACCCUUCACUUUUGCGAGUGGUACGGGGUUACCUGUGGUCGUAGACAUCAGAGAGUAACGAAACUUGACUUGAGUAACUCGAAGCUCACAGGUAUCCUCUCCCCCCACCUUGGUAAUUUGAGCUUCCUUAGGGAGUUGUACUUUCAAGAUAAUAGUUUUGGUGGAAAAAUACCACAAGAAAUUAGUUGUUUGAAAAGGUUGCAGUUUUUAUGGUUGAAUAAUAAUUCCAUUGGAGGCGAAAUUCCAACAAAUAUAUCAAGUUGUUAUAAUCUUAAUGAUAUACGCCUUUUUUAUAACAAUCUGGUUGGAACAAUCCCACCCUCGCUUGGUUCUUUGUUACAUUUGCGAAACCUUGUUUUAACAGGGAAUAACUUGACUGGAAACAUUCCUUCAUCUCUUGGGAACUUAUCAUCCCUCCUUAAACUUCACAUAGGUGAAAAUAAUUUGGUUGGAAGGAUCCCGGAGUGGCUAGGCAAUCUUAAAAAUCUAAACAUUUUGGUAUUAGAGGGCAAUAAAUUUUCCGGGGUAGUCCCACCUUCAAUUUACAACCUCUCUUCACUAACAGAUCUAAGUUUAGCCCGAAAUGACUUAGAAGGAGAGCUACCUUCCUAUUUAGGUAACACUCUAACACAACUAAAAUGGUUCUCUUUAUACAAUAACUGGUUUAGUGGACAUAUUCCAACUUCAAUUUCCAAUGCUUCAAAUCUAGAAGUCCUUGAUUUGUCAGCGAACAAUCUUCAAGGACUUGUUCCUUCUUUGCACAAAUUAGCAAACCUUAUUGAACUUGUCCUCUACACAAACUCCCUGGGCUAUAGCCAUGUUGGAGAUUUGGAAUUUGUUUCUUCCUUGGCCAACGCGACCAAUUUAGAACGGCUCUUGAUAGCUGAAAAUAACUUCAAAGGAUUUUUUCCUAAGACCAUCUGCAAAUUCUCAUCGCUUAGAUUUCUAUCUCUAAGCUACAAUAAAUUAGGUGGAGAAAUUCCAACUUGCAUUGAAAAAUUGGCUAAAUUGCAAUUUUUUUCAGCUGGCUACAUCACACUUUCUGGGGUCAUUCCCCAAGGUAUAGGGAAGCUCCAAAAUCUCAUUUAUUUGAAUUUGAAUGGUAACCAUAUAUCCAGAGUUAUUCCGCCCUCUAUUGGAAACUUAACCAAAUUGUCUAUUUUUUCCUUAUUCAAUAAUAGCCUUGAAGGCCGAAUACCUUCAACUAUUGAAAAUUGUAAAUCACUGAUAGAAUUAGAUCUUUCUCAAAACAGGCUUAAUGGUUUGAUACCAUCACAACUUUUUAAUCUUCCUGCCUUAUCCAUUGCACUCAAUCUUUCUAGAAACCAUCUAAUUGGGACCCUCCCUCAAGAAGUUGGGCAGCUCAACAAUCUUAACAAACUUGAUGUCUCUCAUAACAUGCUAUCAGGUCAGAUACCAAGCUCACUUGGUAGUUGCGUAUCAUUAGAGUUCUUAAACAUGCAAGAAAACAAUUUCAGUGGCAUCAUUCCUAGUGCAUUACAAACAUUAAGGGGUCUCCUUCGGUUAGACUUGUCACACAACAAUUUAUCCGGUGAAAUACCAACAUUUCUCACAAGCCUCCAGUUGCAAAGCCUUAAUCUGUCGCAUAAUAAUCUUGAAGGUGAAGUACCCAUAGGAGGAGUCUUCAACAAUGUGACUGGUAUUUUAAUAUCCGGGAACAAUAGACUAUGUGGAGGCAUAUCUGAUUUAGUGUUACCCCGAUGUAAUUGGAGCCACAACACCGGAAAAAGUAAAAAGAGGCACAGAAAGAGAUUGACAUUUGCGAUUCUUUCUGGGUUAUUCGGAGUUCUUGUGGUUAUACUUUUGUCAUUGUGUAGCUUUUGGAAAAGGCAGAGGGCUAGGGGAUUCUUAACUUCAAGUGAUUUAGAUAAUUUUUUGUCUUAUCAAACCCUUGUUAAAGCCACAAAUGGAUUUUCCUCAGAAAAUUUGAUCGGCAGUGGUACAUUUGGGGUUGUAUACAAGGGAAGCCUUGAUAACGAUGGAUCAACAGUUGCCAUCAAGAUAUUCAAGCAAGAGUACCAUGGGGCUUCUAAGAGCUUCACGGCAGAAUGCAACAUCCUCCGAAAUACCAGGCAUCGAAAUCUGGUAAAGGUAAUAACAGCUUGUUCUAGUGUUGAUUAUCAAGGUAGAGAUUUCAAAGCUUUGGUUUAUGAGUACAUGGUUAAUGGGAGUUUGGAAGAAUGGUUGCAUCCAACAGAGGUAUUCAAUCAAGUUGAGAGCAUAAAUGUCACGAGAAACUUGAAUUUUCGCCAAAGACUUGACAUUGCAGUUGAUGUUGCAUUCUCUCUGGAUUAUCUUCACCAUCAUUGUGGUGCCUCCAUAAUUCAUUGUGACCUCAAGCCAAGCAAUAUUCUCCUUGAUGAAAGCAUGGUCGCACAUGUAGGCGACUUUGGCCUAGCCAAGAUUCUCUUGAAAUGCAUCACCAACUCUCAUGGCAAAGAAUUUAGCUCUAUUGGAGUUAGAGGAACUAUCGGCUAUGUGCCUCCAGGUAACUUGCUAUACCCUGCAUUUCCAAAUAAUUAUGUAAACAAUAUAAAUAUAUCUUUUGUGAAAAAAGCUUUACCUAAACAUGUAGCUGAGAUUCUUGAUCCUGCUCUUCUUGAAGACCUAGACAAUGGGGAAAAUGCGAGCAGCAGCGCAAAGUUGGAUGCCUUGAUUUCUAUACUUGAAAUCGCACUACAUUGCUCUUCUGAAGUCCCAGGAGAGAGGUCGGACAUGAGUGAUGUUGCUGCAAAGCUAUCCUUAAUUAGCAAGAAGCUCUUUGGCACUUGUGCACAAAAUAGAGGAUAA
Chenopodium quinoa (quinoa) is the source of this 3010-nucleotide messenger RNA. Its product is annotated as probable LRR receptor-like serine/threonine-protein kinase At3g47570. The transcript has 2 exons. Gene Ontology annotation, molecular function: protein kinase activity; ATP binding; protein binding. Gene Ontology annotation, biological process: protein phosphorylation. NCBI's taxonomy places the organism in Eukaryota, Viridiplantae, Streptophyta, Magnoliopsida, Caryophyllales, Amaranthaceae. The record is from RefSeq and is a predicted model, not a curated record. The coding region runs from base 32 to 3010 and encodes 992 amino acids.